CGUUACUUCCCUUACACAAGAUCUCCAAAGACCACAGAGCAUUAGAGGGAAAGUAAUGCUUCCAGAUUUAGAUGCACCGUCUGCUCUGUAAACCUGCUGGAUCUUCACUGAAAAGCGGAAGAAAUUAAAAUGCUCAAACUGAAACGAAGAAGACAAAGUCUUUUCCCAAACUAUAAAAUUGGAGGGUCCACUGCAGCUGCUCAAGAUUCUGAGGAGGGUGACCAAAGUGUACCUUUUGCCAAGGACAGGAGUGUGAAGCAAUGGAAUUCCAUGCAAGAGUUAAGUCAUGAUAUAUAUGAUAUUUAUGCCAAUUAUGAGGACUCUGGUGAUGACGAAAAACCCUCUUUCCCUGCAUCAAAGCUCAGCUCACCUGCUAAGAACUAUAUGCUCAACAUCAAUGUUGGUGGGAAAACAUACCAGAUCGCCUACAGAGUAGCGGCUAGGUAUCCAAAGACUAGAAUUGGGCGGCUGGCUACCUAUACAGACCACAACAGGAAACUAGACCUUUGUGACGACUACAUUGUGCAGAAUAAUGAAUACUUCUUUGACAGAGAUCCAGACAUUUUCCACCAUGUGUUUAACUUCUACAGGACUGGAGUCCUUUGGAUAAAAGAUGAACUGUGCCCCCGAAACUUCCUGGAAGAAAUUAACUACUGGGGGGUGAGAAUUAAGAACACCCAUCGGUGCUGCCGAAUUUCCUUUGAGGAAAGGCAAGAUGAACUCAAUGAGCAGCUUAAAGUCCAGAGGGAACUCCAAGCAGAAGUGGAGAUGGAGGAAAAUGAAGAGCUUUUCCAAGACAUGGCUUUUGGCAAACAAAGGAGAAAGAUUUGGAACUUAAUGGAGAAACCAUUUUCUUCAGUUACUGCAAAGCUCAUGGCUGUGGCAUCCAGCUUCUUUGUCUUGGUAUCCCUUGUUGCCAUGACUCUAAACACAGUAGAGGAAAUGCAAUACAGAACCCACACAGGGCAGUUGAGUGGCAAAACCUACCUUGAGUUUGUAGAGACUUUUUGCAUAGCCUUCUUCACUAUGGAGUACCUGCUGAGGUUGGCGUCCACUCCAGAUCUGAAACGGUUUGCCAAAAGCGUUCUGAACGCGGUCGAUUUGAUCGCCAUCCUCCCACUUUAUCUACAGGUCUUCCUGGAAUGCUUUGUAAACGAGGACUAUGGGAAGCACGAUCAGGACAUAGAAACUGUGGGGAGGGUGGGAAAGGUUGGCCAAGUCCUUAGAAUCAUGCGGCUCAUGAGGAUCUUUAGGAUUUUGAAACUGGCACGGCAUUCGACUGGGCUAAGAGCUUUUGGUUUCACUUUGAGGCAAUGCUACCAGCAAGUGGGCUGCCUCUUUCUCUUCAUUGCCAUGGGCAUUUUUACCUUCUCAGCCAUGGUCUACUCAGUGGAGCACGAUGUCCAUGAGACGAACUUCACCAGCAUUCCUCAUGCAUGGUGGUGGGCUGCUGUGAGCAUUUCUACAGUAGGAUAUGGAGACAUGUUCCCCGAGACCCAUCUUGGGAGAAUUUUUGCUUUUGCCUGUAUCUCCUUCGGGAUUAUCCUCAAUGGAAUGCCCAUCUCUAUCCUCUACAACAAGUUCUCGGAUUACUACGCCAAACUGAAGGCGCACGAGUACACUUCCAAUCUGAAGCACAGAGGGAAAGUGAAAUUUACUAAAAGAGCUGCCAAGAAGAUUACAGAGUGUUGUGGGGACCAAACUCAUAGAUGAUAUGAUGCUUUUUUUGCUGUUCAGAAGACUUAUUACAUCAGCGAAUAUGACUGAGACAUGUGGUAUUAAUAACAAGUUUGGAAAAUUAGAAACAGUACCUGGAAAGCUUUAAAUUUGUCAAUGGAAAAAAAAUCAAAUGUUUAAAUAUUUUAAAAUGUCCUCCAGUAUAGUAAAGACAUUCAAGCAGAGUACUGUAAGAUUUUGGCUUACAUGACAUGACAUUACAUACAUGACAAAGCAUAAAAUCAUAUUUCUCAGAGUACAUAUUUAAAAAAACAAAACAGGAGGACAAGAUCACAUUUUUACAAAAAUGUAGUGUACACCAGCAGUUUCCAUCUGAAAUAUUAAGCACACUUAUUGUACUGAGUUGCUAUCAGAACAACACUUUUCAUGUAACAACUUGAUUCCAACGUCUUGGAAUGCUCUUUUAGCAGCAAUUACAUAUUUCCAAGGUUAAUGCAACUGUGAAAUCUGUGCUGUGAAAGGAAAAAUAAAUUGUCAGUGUUACUAACCGAACUAUGGCUAUGAAAUUAAAAGAGAGCUUGAGGCGCUCAAAUUACUCAUUGCUCAGCUGCGUUUAUAGAUUACAUUUUCUUUUGAAAUCCAAAAACCGCUCAAAGCACCACUUCCAUGCAUGUAAUAAAAAGUCUGUAAAAAUA
Messenger RNA from Lepisosteus oculatus (spotted gar), 2372 nucleotides. It is a transcript of the gene kcnv2a, whose product is annotated as potassium channel, subfamily V, member 2a. Gene Ontology annotation, biological process: potassium ion transmembrane transport; protein homooligomerization. Gene Ontology annotation, molecular function: voltage-gated potassium channel activity. The record is from RefSeq and is a predicted model, not a curated record. Gene Ontology annotation, cellular component: voltage-gated potassium channel complex; membrane. NCBI's taxonomy places the organism in Eukaryota, Metazoa, Chordata, Actinopteri, Semionotiformes, Lepisosteidae.